This is a messenger RNA of Micropterus dolomieu (smallmouth bass), 4650 nucleotides long. Its product is annotated as gastrula zinc finger protein XlCGF57.1-like. The record is from RefSeq and is a predicted model, not a curated record. The transcript is spliced from 3 exons. NCBI's taxonomy places the organism in Eukaryota, Metazoa, Chordata, Actinopteri, Centrarchiformes, Centrarchidae. Bases 429 to 2198 code for a protein of 589 amino acids.
GGUGGCUAACAUGCUAACUUUUCCUUCACGUUACCGUGAGAUGCAGCCGGAGUUCAGCAGCAGAGCCUGCAUGUGAGGAUAAACGUGUUUAAGUGGACUCUGUUUAAACUUUCGGGAUGUUUCACCUCAGACUCAUCUCCUGUUAGCCAAGAAUGCUAAAGGAAGUUAGCUUGUUAGCAGGAAGUAGCCGGAGCCGGAGCUCGGCCUCACAGUCGGAGCAGCUUCCAUAGAGACCAAACUGUAUUUUUCACGGAGCCCAAAUGUCCAAAUGUCCAGAUAGAGCUGUCUGAAUAGACUCUGUGCUGUUCCCUUUAUCUGAACAUGUUUAACAUCUGAAUUAUCUCCCGGUGUCCUACGAAGCUAAUGCAGUUAGCUUAGCUUGCUAGCUGGAAACAGUCUGGAGGAAAAGCUGCUGUGAAUUAGUAAAAAUGUCUAAAGUGGAGAACGAGGAGGAACUUUGUGGACAACGCAAACUACUGGACGCUGUUUUCAAGCCUGCAGCAGACGUCCAGCUGCUGUUGGUGAGGAGAGAAGAAGUUCCCCCUGAGCAGCAGGAGCGGAGCCCCAGUCUGGACCAGGAGGACCCACCAGGGCCCCCACACAUGAAAGAGGAAUGGAGCCCCAGUCUGGACCAGGAAGACCCACCAGAGACCCCACACAUUAAAGAGGAGUGGAGCCCCAGUCUGGACCAGGAGGACCCACCAGAGACCCCACACAUUAAAGAGGAGUGGAGCCCCAGGCUGGACCAGGAGGACCCACCCGAGCCGCCACACAUUAAAGUAGAGUGGAGUCCAAGUCUAGACCAAGAGGACCUCUGGACCAGUCAGGAGGAAGAGCAGAUUCGAUUGCUGAAGGAGGCUGAUACCACCAAGUUCACAUUCACUCCUGUCCCUGUGAAGAGUGAAGAAGACGAUGAAGAGAAACCUCAGUCCUCACAGCUUCAUCAAAGACUAACUGAACAGGAGAAAACAGAAUCUGAUGGAGAGGACUGUGGAGGACUAGAACCAACUGAUCCAAAUAGACAUUUACAACCAGCUACUCCUGACAAGAUAUCCCACUCUGAACCUGAGACUGAUGACAGUUGUGAUUGGGAGGAGACCAGGGACUCUCAGUCUGGUUUAAACUCUCUGCAAAACAUUGAAGUAUCUGUAAGUGGUCAGGAAUGUAAUACCGGAGAAACAUCAAGUAGCUCCUCUAAAUUUGCUACAAGCCUUGACCACAAUGGACAUCUGCAGGAAACCAAUGAAAUCCUAACAGAAAAGAAACCUUUCAGUUGUUCUGUGUGUGGUAAAGGAUUUGCACAAAGCUCAACUUUGACCAAACACACAAGAGUCCAUGCAGGAGAAAAUCCUUUCACAUGUUCAGUCUGUAAAACAAGUUUCCGUCUCAGAGGCAAUUUGUCCAAACACAUGAGGAUCCAUACUGGCGAGAAACCUUUUAGUUGUUCAGUUUGUAGUAAAACAUUUGGACAAAAGGAUCAUCUAAGACGGCACAUGGGAACCCACACAGGGGAGAAACCAUUUAGUUGCUCUGUCUGUGGUAAAACAUUUGCACAAAGGUCAGCUUUGACUAUACAUUUGAAAGUUCAUACAGGAGAAAAACCUUUCCCAUGCCCAGUUUGUAAAACAAGUUUCAGUCUCAGAGGCAAUUUGUCCAAACACAUGAGAAUCCAUACUGGCGAGAAACCUUUUAGUUGUUUGGUUUGUGGUACAGGCUUUGCACAAAAGGAAAUUCUGAGAGCACACAUGAGAACCCACACAGGGGAGAAACCUUUUACUUGUUCUGUUUGUGGUAAAACAUUUGCACAAAGGUCAGCUUUGACCACACAUUUGAAGGUUCAUACAGAAGAAAAACCUUUCACAUGCUCCAUUUGUAAAACAGGUUUCCGUCGCAGAAGCUGUUUGUCCGCACACAUGAGUAUCCACACUGGAGAAAAACCGUUUAGUUGUUCAAUUUGUGGUAAAACCUUUGGACAAAAGGGAAAUCUGAGACGACACGCAAGAAUCCACACUGGUGAGAAACCAUUUAGUUGCUCUGUCUGUGGUAAAACAUUUGGUGAAAAGGUUCCUCUGAAACGACACAUGAGCAUCCACAGAAGGGAGAAACCAAGUAGUUGCAUUGUUUGUGAUAAAAGAUUUACUCAGCUAACUCACAUCAACAACCACAAUUGUGCUGGUGAGAGCAGUGGAGGUAAAUGAAGCUGUAGAGAUGCUUGCUGAGCUGAUUCCUAAGUACUGUGGGCAAGAUUUGGCUCAACACUGAUCAGUUCAAAACUGAUAAUUGGACAGCUGUUGUAGUCAAGACCAACACCAGAGUGUAGUGAUACUGAGGCAAGACCAAGACCAGUGCCCUACACUACAUGACACACAGUAAAAUGUGAAACAUGAUCAAAGGCAUUUCUCUAAUUUAUCGGAAAGAUCCACAUUCCCACAAAAACACCCACACACAAACACUAAGAGCUGAAAUCAACCUGACCAUCUUUAUUUAACACUCCUUUUCCAUUUUCUACCCUCCACCUAAUGCAAAACAAGUUUUUGUGCAAGUUUCUGUUUCACUCUUGUCUUCCAUAUUUGAUCCUCAAUAUUUAAUCUGCAACUGUGUAUUCACACUCACAACAUGCCAUGUGUUUAUAGCCAUAUUUAAUAUGUAAAUUCCUCAUAGAAGUGGAGGCGCACUACUUGGGCUUCACAGUCUGUUGUCACAUCUUUAGUCUAGUGCCAUGGUGUGUAGUUUUAAUGUUUGGAGCUGUAUGCAGCUGACAUUACCUAAGAUUGAUGUAACAUUAGCUACAUAGCUUUAUGUGGCCUGUCUCAACGUUGUAUGUCCUGUCCCCUCAAUUUCUCAAAGUUAACACUACUUUAGCUACUUCCCUCAAUAUGUUAUCCUGUUGAAUCCCUGCAAUUAGGUAGCUUGUGUGCCUGGCUGGGUGGCAAAUAAUUGGCAAGCAACUGAAAUUAGUGCCCUGAAACAUCAGUAUAUACAUAGCCAAGCUUGCUAGCUUUGCUAACGUCACUAACACAUUGCUUACCUUUUAUAUUAUGCUUCCUUUCUAAGAGGCAUUCAAACUUUAACGUGAUCCCAGCUGUAUCCGUAAGUCUUGCAGCGCAGAAUAUACAGAUAGCUUCUGGCUGUUGUUUCACAGAUUAAUUCUUUAUGGUUUAGGUAGCCAAAUAUUAUUACCAUGAUUUUGUUGAUAUAUCCUUCUGUCCCCAGACAGCCACAGCCACAUUGACUUUCUAGCAGUAUGUGUGUGUGGCGGGGGCCUUCACAUUAUUUGUUGCAUUUGAAGCAAUAUAUUUUACAUCAAUUUAAAGUAAGGAUCUUAACAAAACCCACAAUGCACAGGCAAUUUAUUGAUAUUCCCACAGUUGUGGUUUUGACUUUGUGUUGAAAUUAAAUCCUCAAUGUUUGACCAUGCGGUUGAUUCCGAAGACGAGACAGAUGUCUAAAACUACAACACUACUGCCAGCUAACAACAAGCACACCAAGCGACUUUCUUCCUUUAUGGACUGGUAACGUAACUGGGCAUUGUUGGCUUUAUAUAGCUCAGUUGUAACGUAAAUUGGCUAAAAGCACAGCACUGUAUAGGUUUUGUAAAUGUACCUUGACCUGUUUUUCUUGAAGGUUUUAUUGUUGUGACUUUUUCAUUGUUAACGUUGAGAUUAUUAUGUAACCAUAGUUCUCAGCUAAAUUGUUAAAGAAAUGUUACGCUUCACACAGACACAGUCUUCGCUAACUAACUCCUUUUAACUUGGCACCGUUAACCAUCACGCAGAUCACAUACAUAAAACUCUAUUCGGCCUUAAACAACCACACAUGCAGAGAGGAACUCAGGCCCCAUCCACACCACUCCGGUUUAGUUUACAGAGUUUUAAAAUAAACACUAUCUCCGUCCACACAAGCGUUUUAGCUGCGUAUCAGAGUUGAUCUCCGUCUACAUUAAAACACACGUCUAGUGGCCGUUUACUUACACUGGGCAUGUGCGUGCCGGUGUAAACAUGAAGCAGAUGGUCUGUUCUGUAGUUAGAGAAGAUUUGGCGAAAGAAUAAAGAAAUGCAGACGAAGAAUCAGACCAGAUUUUUUUAUCAUGCACCAAUAACGAGCUGAAUGUAACACGGGAGUGUGGAGUCGUUGCAAAGUAAACGGCAACUUGCAGUAGCCUAGCAGGCAGAUUGGCCUAAGUGUUAUUUGCAUGCUACAGAAUAUUUUAAGUCAAAAACUCUGUGAAUAGCAUCGUGUUUCUGCUUUGCAUGUGUUAUAUCAGAGAGCCAAGCGGCUGCAUCAUCGUUUCUAAAGUCCUCCGUUUUUGCCCGUCUUCACUAAAACACCCUCCGGAGUUUAGAAACGCAAAACGGGGUCGCCAGCAUUUCCAAACUUCUCCGCUUUAGGUCUUUUUUUUCGCUGUUUUAGUCUGGACGGGAGGUUCAAACGUAGAAAAAGGUCUCUGUUUUAAUUUGAAAACGCAGUAGUGUGGAUGGGGCCUCAAAGUUCCUGCUGCACAUACCUUCUUUGUUCUACCACAUAUAGCGCUCAACCAUGCACGCAACGAUCUUUGUCUUCAUGUAGCCUUAGUUUGGUGCAUUUUUAGUUAGUUAAUCUUGUGUGUUUUGCUUUUUUUCAUCUGUUUAAAUAAAUGCUUGUGUAAAUGCA